Messenger RNA from Dromiciops gliroides (monito del monte), 963 nucleotides. RefSeq names its product ovarian cancer G-protein coupled receptor 1-like. Gene Ontology annotation, molecular function: G protein-coupled receptor activity. The record is from RefSeq and is a predicted model, not a curated record. NCBI's taxonomy places the organism in Eukaryota, Metazoa, Chordata, Mammalia, Microbiotheria, Microbiotheriidae. Gene Ontology annotation, cellular component: membrane. The transcript has a single exon. Bases 1 to 963 code for a protein of 320 amino acids. Gene Ontology annotation, biological process: G protein-coupled receptor signaling pathway.
AUGAAUGACACAAAUGGGACAAAGUGUUCUAUGGAUUUUGAGAUUUCCAAGACCAUGCGCAUCUCGGUGUUCUCCUUGGUGGUGUCACUUGGUUUGCCCCUGAAUUGCAUGGCUGCCUGGGUUCUGUUUUUCCAGGUCAGGAUGAAGAAUGUUCUCAGCAUCUAUAUGAUAAACAUGGUGGCUGCCAACCUCCUUCAGAUUUUCAUGAUUCCAUUCUGGAUCCACUAUACCUACCUGGGACACAGAUGGGUGUUAGGGAAGGAAGCCUGCAUAGCAGUUGGCUUUUUGUUCAGCACAAAUUUGUAUGCCAAAAUUGCCUUCCUGUGCCUCAUUGCCAAGGAGCGCUACUUUCACAUUGCUUUCCCAUUACGUUGUCAUGGCCUGGGCACUGUGGGCGUGGCUGUGAAAACCAGCCUCAUUGCCUGGGCAGUUACAGUUUUCUUUUGCUCCAUGGGCUCCCACUUUCUGUCUGAAGGAGAAGAAGAGACCCAACUCUGCCAUGAAGGAUACCCAAGUUCACCGAAGUAUGCCCUGUUCAAAAUGGCCACCAUGUUCUUCUCUUUCUUUGGACCAAUCGGAUUAAUAGGCUUUUUCUAUGUCAGCAUCCUGUGCAAAGUCAGGCAAGUGAGAAAUCUGGAGACAAAGAAGCAAGUCUAUGGCUGUAUUCUUCUCACUAUGGUGACAUUCUUUGUGGUCUUUCUACCUUAUCAAGCAACAACCUUCUAUAAGAAUUUGUUAGAAAGCGGAAAGGAUGAUUUAGAUCUCUGUGGAAAAGAGGUAGCGCUGUUCCUUUUUAGUGAAAUUUCUUUAUGUCUAAUGACUCUUGGGGACAUUCUGGAUCCUGUGCUUUAUAUAUUAUUCAUAAAAAGCACACGGGAUGAAUUUGUAGCCUCGUGCAAAUGUCUGUGUUCUUCCCAUCAGGAACUGGCCACUUCACAGGGAAUGUUUAUAAACUCAACUUAG